Messenger RNA from Lipotes vexillifer (Yangtze River dolphin), 769 nucleotides. It is a transcript of the gene MOCS2, whose product is annotated as molybdenum cofactor synthesis 2. Lineage: Eukaryota; Metazoa; Chordata; Mammalia; Artiodactyla; Lipotidae. Gene Ontology annotation, biological process: Mo-molybdopterin cofactor biosynthetic process. The record is from RefSeq and is a predicted model, not a curated record. The transcript has 7 exons. Gene Ontology annotation, molecular function: molybdopterin synthase activity. Gene Ontology annotation, cellular component: cytosol; molybdopterin synthase complex.
GGCGGGAUGGUGCCGCGGUGCCAGGUGGAAGUGUUGUAUUUUGCAGAAAGUGCUGAAAUAACAGGAAUUCGCUCAGAGACCAUUUCUGUGCCACAAGAAAUAAAAGCAUUGCAGCUGUGGAAUGAGAUAGAAACACGCCAUCCUGGAUUGGCUGACGUCAGAAAUCAGGUGAUAUUUGCUGUUCGUCAAGAAUAUGUCGAGCUUGGAGAUCAGCUCCUCCUGCUUCAAUCAGGAGACGAAAUUGCCAUUAUCCCCCCCAUUAGUGGAGGAUAGUGCUUUUGAGCCACCUGGGAAAGAUAUAAAUGAAGUUGAAGAGAAAUCAAAAGAUAUGAUAACAUUCACAUCUGAGCAACUGUCAGUAGAUGAAGUCUCACAGCUGGUGAUUUCUCCAUUCUGUGGUGCAAUAUCCCUAUUUGUAGGAACUACAAGGAAUAACUUCGAAGGGAAAAAAGUCAUUAGCUUAGAGUAUGAAGCAUAUCUACCAAUGGCAGAAAAUGAAGUCAGAAAAAUUUGUAGUGACAUUAGACAGAAAUGGCCAGUCAAACACAUAGCAGUGUUCCAUCGGCUUGGCUUAGUUCCAGUGUCAGAAACAAGCAUUAUCAUUGCUGUGUCCUCAGCCCAUAGGACUGCAUCCCUCGAAGCUGUGAGCUAUGCCAUUGAUACUUUAAAAGCCAAGGUGCCCAUAUGGAAAAAGGAAAUGUAUGAAGAAUCAUCAUCAUCUUGGAAAAGAAACAAAGAAUGCUUUUGGGCAACCGAUUAAACCACUUAG